UCAGUUCGUGUUGAAACUCCGACCGAUGUGGUUGUUUCACGUCAAAUAUUUUGAAAAACCCUUUUCCACGUGGAUUCAAUAUACAAGCACAGUGUGUGUUGUGCAUUUAAACUUGACCUUGUCCAUUUGUAUCUAGUAUCUACAGCAACAGCCAAUUAAAAGUGAUGAUAUUUAAACAAAUGCAAUUUUGUUUUUUCUUCUUUAUCGGUGAUGUGUUCGAAUAUUUAAAUUGAAUAUAGUAGUUUGAUGAGUGAUUAAAAAUUAUGAAGUAAUAAAAAUAAAGACCUUUAAGGUUGUGUGUUCGUGUGCGUUCGAUUUGAUUGAUGUUCAAGGGUUAGAUUGAUAAUUUUAUAAAAUUGGAAAAUGUCUUAAAACUGUUCGUUACUUAAUCGGUGAAUCAGUUUGGUGCUGUUAACAAAGAUUUCUCAAAAGUUAUUAAUAUUAAACGAAAGUAAAAAAAUUGAUAAAAAAAUCUCUUUAACAAAAUAACAUCAAUAUGGAAAAUGGAAUUUGGAACAGUUAUUUUGGGAAUAUUACUUAUUAUAAAGCUAUCUUAUGCGCUUGAUCCCUCAGAGCUACUGAUUCUCAUCAUAAGUCAAGAAAAUAGUUACCACAAGCAAUUAAAUGAAAAUCUCCGAAGUAAUAUACAUAAGCAAUCGAUUUUAUUAUCAAAGAACCAUUUGAUCCACGUACAUGUUCUUCAUGAAAUAUUAAACCACCCUGGAGACUGGACCUUUCUGGCAGUGCUUCCAAAGCUCACAACAUCCAAUUUAAUAAAAUCAAACACAAAAUGGAUUAUUCUUUGCGAAGAUCUGAGCUUAAUCCAGUUAAAGCCAUUGAUAGACAACCUAUCGCAAGAAGAUUAUACAACGGAACAAUAUUUUGGAUACCCACUUUAUGACCAAGAAGCUACUAUCAUUCAUCACUUUGCGUUCUUUGAGAACCCCCGAUGGUUUCACUACCCCAUGCUGCAGGCAGGUGUUAUAUUUUCGGUCCCACUAGUGCAACAUCUUGCAGAGUAUGUCUCGAAAGUGAAACGUAAAAUGGAUUUUUCCAUAGAUGCGUCCCAUGAGCUGGCCCGAUUUAUUAUGGAAUAUGUAAAACCCAAAAGUCACAUGCACCACGAAACACGUACCCCAACACACAAUAUACAGGAUGUUGCAACCAAGGGAUUUGUAUCUCGUGUUGCCAUGAGAAACGGUGACAGCAUACCUAAGAAAAAGGCCAAUAGCAGGAUUCUCAUGCAGCCAGCAUCGUACAUUUGCCCAUCGCCAUCGGUGGAAGGACUCCGCACAGAUUGUGCCUUGUGUGUUAAUUCAUCGGUUACCUCAUCCUGUAUUGCCGCUGGUAGAGAAACCAUUUAUUUCGCUAUAAAGACCUGUCACAAAUUUCUUAUGGACCGAGUACCAGUAAUACAAAGAACUUGGGGACAGUAUGCGGCACACAAACGAUUUUUCAGUGAUAAUGCUAGUAAGGACAUUCCAACAUUCGCAACUGGUGUUCCAAACACAGAGACGGGCCAUUGUUUAAAAACUCUGUCGAUUUUAAAGUUGGCAUUGAAUGAUGUACAACGGCACAACCGUGUCUCCAAUAGGCCGAUUCUUUGGAUUUUCCUAUCCGAUGAUGAUACGAUUUUAAGUGUAUCGGGAGUCUGUGAAAUUUUGGGGUGUUUUGAUCCUACUGCGGAUGUAUACUUGGGUGAACGGUACGGAUUUAGACUGCAUUCGGAUGAUGGUUUCAAUUAUAUAACUGGCGGGGGUGGGAUUGCUUUUAGUUUGCCGACCGUAAGGAAAAUUGUGCAGUCAUGCACCUGUCCGACGAUAUCUUCGCCAGAUGAUAUGAUUUUAGGUUCGUGUUUGCAUGGAUUAAACGUGAGAGCUAUUCACUCCUCGAGAUUUCAUCAGGCCCGCCCAAUGGACUACCCCGCAACUUUACUUACAAUUCAAAAGCCAGUAUCAUUUCAUAAAUUUUGGCAACUCGACCCUGUUUCUGUUUAUGAGGAAUGGUUUGCUGAAGACGAUAAAAGAUUAUACACCCAGGAAACUCUGAGCAGAAAAAUCAAAAAGGAACACAUUAAUAACGUUUCCAAAAGAAUACAAAAUAAAAACAACGAUGAAUCCCACAGACCUUUAAUCGACGUUGAGCUCAAAUCUAACCACGUAGAGCUUUAGCUAGUUAAUAUAAAAAACUCUAAAAACAAAAUAUUUGUUGUAUAUAAAUAUAUAUAUAUUUGUUAUUAAAUAACAUAACUUAAAAAUAUUAAAUGUUUACUACUGAAAUACUGCAAAUACAGAGACAGUAUUAAUUUAUUAUACUAAAGAA
Eupeodes corollae is the source of this 2322-nucleotide messenger RNA. Its product is annotated as beta-1,3-glucosyltransferase. The record is from RefSeq and is a predicted model, not a curated record. The transcript has 9 exons. Gene Ontology annotation, molecular function: acetylglucosaminyltransferase activity. Gene Ontology annotation, cellular component: membrane. Bases 504 to 2171 code for a protein of 555 amino acids. NCBI's taxonomy places the organism in Eukaryota, Metazoa, Arthropoda, Insecta, Diptera, Syrphidae.